AUGGCGUUCAUCACCAGCCUCGUCCUUCUCGCCGCGCCCAUCGUGGCCAUCAAGAUCUGGGAGACUCCAGCCGAACUGGGGACCGGUAUCCCCGCUGGAUGUCGCGCAGCACUGACGACGAACAUCACCUGUCCCAUGCGGUUGGUUACGGCUCCUGAAAUCGUCAGCGAGGCACCCAUCAAUUCAACCUGGCUCGCUGAGUAUUGUACACCGGAAUGCAGGGACUCUGUGCAGAGCUUUGCGAAUCUGGUCGGAACCCGGUGCGGCGAUACGGUCUACUCGUUUGGGAACAGCACGGAGCAGUCGGGGAACGAUAUUGCCUUGCCUCUGCUGUGGGCGCAGAACAUGGCUUGCUUGGAGGACUCAGCGCAGGGAGCACUGUGUCUGCCAGAAAUUACAGACCAUGCUGUCGAAGCCUGUGAUGACUGCACUCUUCAAUACCUGGCGGGGAUGCUCAACUCGACUUACGGCCACCAGAUAGUUAGCGAAGGGUCCUUUUCGUCGUUGGUCUCUUCCUGCAGUGCUGCGCCUACGGACUAUCCCCAUGGAACCGUGACCUUUCCGCCAGCGCCUACCAGCACCUCCAACUCAUCGGCCCCUUGCAUUGGAACAGCGUACACUGCGGUCGAAGGGGAUACAUGCGAGUCCAUUGCGGACGAGAACGGGGUCUCCUACUACCGCCUUCUCAGCGACAACUCACUCGACCUGGACUGUGAGACCCUGACUGUGGGGAUGGACUUGUGUAUCGGCGAUGCCUGCACACUGUACACGGUCACGGCCAACGACACCUCCAGCUGCAACACCAUUCUAGCCGACAAGUCCUACACCCUGACCGAACUCCUCGCCUGGAACCCCAUCCUGCAUUCCGACUGCGGCAACAUGGCCUCCCUAUCCGGGCACACAAUCUGCAUCUCACCCCCCGGGUCAGGCGAAUGGGACAUCCCCAUCACAGUCACCUACACCGAGAUAUUCACAACCCCAGCCGGCGACUGGGUGACAGCCCCGGCAGCCACCCAAGCACCAAACACCACGCGGACGGACCCCUACGCGCUGCAGCCCAUCGGCACGCUUACAGCAACGGCAAACAUGACGGCGUACAGCCUCAGCGUGGCGAUGGCGACGGCGUGUCCUAUUUCCGAGGAGGACUACGAACGCGGGUUUGAGUGGGAGCUGCUCCCGUUUGAUUGUAGUGAGGUUAUGGAGCUGUAUUGUGAGCCAGACCCUGAUAGCCCGGCGCCCGAGGAGACGACCUUUGAGCCGAGCUGUAUGCCCAGUGUGAUUAUGGGGUGGUAG
Molecule: messenger RNA, 1293 nt
Organism: Aspergillus mulundensis
Lineage: Eukaryota; Fungi; Ascomycota; Eurotiomycetes; Eurotiales; Aspergillaceae
Product: LysM peptidoglycan-binding domain-containing protein
Exons: 4
Coding region: 1-1293 (430 amino acids)
Source: RefSeq, a predicted model, not a curated record